AUGCAAUUCCACUCGCUCGUCCUCCAUGAAAAACCCGCUGUUCUGGAAUUCACGGAGAAGAAAUCAAUGGAAUGUAUUAUUGGGACUUAUCAGCUGCAUAAUAAUAAUGCUUAUUCCGGUAGCAUAUAUAAAUUGCACGGAAACAAAGUGGAUAAGUUAAUCGCUUUACCUGGAGGAGUUUUUCGUUUUGCUAUACUACCUAAUGGGCACAUUCUUUCUGCCUUAACAACCGGAUCAAUUGGUGUGGUCGAUAGCAAUUUGGACGCUGUGCAUAUUUUGCCAGUGACGGAAAAGGGAAUUUUACUUUCGAUUGCAAUUUGCGGGGAUUUCGCACUCUGCUCCGAUGGUUAUGGAACGGUGCAUGUUAUCAGUUUAGAAACAGGAAAUAUAUCUUCUUCCUUUUUGGGACAUUCAUCACCAUACACUGAUAAGCCGUGUGAGGUUUGGACAACUAUAUGGCUCGAUACCAAUUGUAUCCUAUCGGGUGGAGAAGAUAAUUUAUUAAAAUUAUGGGACUUGCGAUCAGAUACUAAACAACCAAUUAGUGUUAACACGACACAUAGAUGUGGAGUCAUUUCCCUUCGUAAGGAAAAUUCAGAAUAUAUUGUCACAGGUUCUUACGAUGAUCACCUACGCCGUAUCGAUCUCAGAAAUUUCGUCCAAUGCAUUCUUGACAGAAAGAUUAGCGGUAGUGCAUGGAGCAUACGUAUUGCAGAUGAAAAUUCCUAUAUUGUUUCUUGCAUGUACGGCGGUUGGACAAUGAUCAAGAAGGAGAAUUUUGAUAUUCUUCAUGAAAAUAAUAAACUAGGCGAAGAACUGUUGUACGAUGCGGAUUUCUCACCACAAGGUUCCCUUAUUGUUUCUUGCACUUUCAACAAUUAUACCAUAAAUUUCGAAACGGUAUAA
Molecule: messenger RNA, 906 nt
Organism: Cercopithifilaria johnstoni
Lineage: Eukaryota; Metazoa; Nematoda; Chromadorea; Rhabditida; Onchocercidae
Source: the annotation of a GenBank genome assembly